Molecule: messenger RNA, 1062 nt
Organism: Paraglomus brasilianum
Lineage: Eukaryota; Fungi; Glomeromycota; Glomeromycetes; Paraglomerales; Paraglomeraceae
Source: the annotation of a GenBank genome assembly
AUGCAAUCCAUUGAUUCAUUGAGAGAAUUAAAUGCCAAGCUCUUAGCCGAGAUUACAGAGCUUAGGAAGGAGAAUGCUGAGAUUCCCGAACUUAGAGAGAAGUUACUAAAGUUCGAGGCUGAGAAUGGUGAGCUCAAAGCCAUAAAUGCUGAAAUACCUGAUCUUAGAAGAAAGAUCUCAGAGUUUGAUGCUGAGAGAGCUGAACUUAAGCGCAGGAUUGCCAAGGCUUUAAGAAUGACGAGGAAGAGAGAACGAGGCGUGAUGCUGAGAAUGCUAAACUCAAGUUCAUCUAACUUCAAUUCGGUUGCAGAUCAGGUGUCCACGGUAACACAUCACGAGAAACCAUUAGUGGAUACUUUAUUACCUGAAGACAAGGAAACGAACGCUUUCUUGGAUGAGGUGCAUAAGAAAAAGGACUCAUCCUCAACUACUUCUGAAUCGCUUCACCAUGAAGCAGACCUCUCCAUGACUAACACUAAACAUGAUCUCCCGGAACAGGUAGUCAAAGAAUCGGCCCCAAAGGAAUCCUCCUUGGUUCAUAUGGAACCCCAGAAGAUAGAAGAGAAACAAGUUAAUUUAUCAGAGAUCAAGGAGGCAAAGAUCCCCUAUAAUCAGAAAGUAGAACAAGAUUUAAUAUGUGAAUUACUUGAAUUUAUUAGAUGUCAUGAUUCUACAUCCUUGCCGAAUUCUAUAUCUAGCAAACAUAUUCUAGAUGUUCCAAUCGACGCCGAACUAACUCCAGGUUCUGUACCUUAUUUAGCUCAUUUAUUCGACAAGGCUGAAAAAACUGGUCGGAAAGAAAAAUUACGAUGGUAUUACUAUAGCGAGGAAUACGAAAAAAAGGUUGUAACCCUUAGAUCCGAAAAUAAUAUUAGCGAUCAAAUGGCAAGAACGCAGAUUUAUGAUGAAAUGGAGCUGUAUCUCCCCGGUAAAAAGAGAGAGUAUUUGCGUAAGAUGACACAAAAGGCUAAAAGCAUCUAUACCUUGUUUAAGGGAAUAGGAAUAGAUAAAAUUGGAGUAGUUACAUCUAGCGCUGAUGAAUAUAAUAAAUCUUUAUACUGA